CAAUGUUAACAUGCAACAGGUCUAUAUCCCUGUUUUCAGCUCCAAUACUUGACCUAUUUUUUAAAAAAGCAUUUCUAUUUGAAUGUGUUUUUUUAACCUGCCUACUGGGGCGUGGGUGGCACUGUGGGUUAAACCACUGAACCUAGGGCUUGCCGACCAGAAGGUUGGCGGUUCGAAUCCCCGCCCGGGGUGAGCUCCCGUUGCUUGGUCCCAGCUCCUGCCAACCUGGCAGUUCGAAAGCAUGUCAAAGUGCAAGUAGAUAAAUAGGUACCACUACAGCGGGAAGGUAAACGGUGUUUCCGUGCGCUGCUCUGGUUCGCCAGAAGCGGCGUUGUCAUGCUGGCCACAUGACCUGGAAGCUGUACGCCGGCUCCCUCGGCCAAUAACACGAGAUGAGCGGCGCAACCCCAGAGUCGGUCACAACUGGACCUAAUGGUCAGGGGUCCCUUUACCUUUGCCUAGUAUUUAGCAAAACUAUGUUGAUGCAUAUUGUGCAAAAAACAACAACCUUACUACCUCAAACCUGAUACACUUUGAAUGGGCCAGGAUGCUACUUGCAGUAAGAAACGCUCAAGGCUGCCUACAACCUAAAUUAAAAUAAACGGUCUUCAUAGGGUGCUCUGUUUUAUAGAGUCAGAUCAUUGGUCCCAGUAGUUUCAUGUAUAGACAUUAAACAAUGAGUUACAGAAGUCCUCCACACUAGUCUGGAAGCACCAGAAUCGGGGAAACUGCCCUGUCUGCAUAGGAGCUCUUUUUGUGUGUUCUAGCUCCCAGAUACUGAUCUUUGUAUUAGCCCAUUGUUUGCUGGCUGUCCACUAAGAGCUUGGGAACUAUUACAACCUGAUACAGAUGAAAGUCUUUGCACUAAUUGAAGGGAAGCAAAUAGUUUCUUACACAUCAUUGUUGUGCAGUAUGGCCUGUGAUGGUGUGCCAUAAAAUCUAAUUACAUUCUCAGUGUUGCAGAGAGAAACACUAUCAGUGUCCGCUUAUCUCCAUCAUAAUGAGGGCGUUUCCACCAUGCUCUGCUGGAUGACACAAUUCUGAUUUCAGUGGGAUGAACUUUACCACACAUUGCAACUUUGUGUAAUAAUGAAAUCCUGCAAUGUGGUCAAGAUGUUAGAAGCUAUUCUGGAUUGAGCUCUCACUUCAACAUAGCUUAGGAAUCAUUUGGGUUUUUAUCUGGUAGUAACUGACACCAUUAUAAUGCCACAGUGGUGGUGUAGAAUUCAGUGUUUGAUUUCUUUUUUUGCAAUAGAACAGAGUGAUCUGAGUAACAUACUGAGCAAUUCUUGUAGCUUCCCCAAUUAUUGUUAAAAUCUCAUCUCUCGCUCUUUCUUCCCUCUCCCCUGCCCCGCCCAACACAUCCACCCCUCAUUGUAUAUUUGUUAUUGGCCAAGCUCAGUUACCAUAUAAAGAAAACUCAAAGCCAUGCCUGUAACUCGCAACCGUUGUUUGAACAAAUGUGUCCAGGUAGCUCAGUUGGAAGAACACGAGACUCUUAAUUUCAGAGUCGUGGAUUCGAGCCGCACGUUGGGCCAAAGAUUCCUGCAGUGCAGGGGGUUGGACUAGAUGACCCGGGGGCUCCUUACAAUUUUGACUCUAGAGCGAUCUUGGAUAGCUGAAAACAUGGCUUCAAGUGCAGGAUCUCUUCGUUUAGACGCUCAUCAAAUAACAGCAAAAAGGUAACGCAAAAUGGUGACUCCUGUUUUGAACACGAAGGGGAAAGGCCAGCUCCUCCUCGGCCUUCCAAGCCGGAGAAUGGGGUGAAAUCUCUACCCCACUUCUUCCCACAAAGCGCCGCGCUUUCCACGUGCGCCCUCUGCUCAUGCGCCCCUGAGCGGGUUAGAUCUCGCCCUUUUAGUAUCCAUUACUCAUCUCUCGUGCGCCCCCGGGGAAGAAUGGACGGCGGCUCCGCGGCUCGCCCGCUGCGCGUCUUGGUGGACAUGGACGGGGUCCUGGCGGAUUUCGAAGGCGCGCUGCUGCGGGGCUUCGCCGCCGCCUUCCCCGAAGAGCCUCGCGUGGAACUGGCGCAGCGAAGGGGCUUCUUGGCGCUGGAGCAAUACCGCUCCCUGCGGGAGGAUCUGGGGGUGAAGGUAGCCAGUGUGUACGAGUCACCAGGAUUCUUUCUGGGUUUGGAUCCCAUUCCAGGAGCUAUCGAAGCAAUGCAGGAGAUGAUUCAAAUGCCCAACACAGAAGUCUUUAUUUGCACAAGCCCUAUACGGAAAUAUGAAUACUGCGUUCAAGAGAAGUGGCUUACCUGCUUCAUUGCCAAGUACAGCUGGGUUCAAAAGCACUUGGGUCCCAAAUUUGUGGAGCGGAUAAUUCUGACCAGAGAUAAAACAGUUGUGUCUGCUGAUCUGCUCUUUGAUGACAAGGAUGCUGUUAAAGGGGUUGAGCCUAAUCCGAGCUGGGAGCACAUCUUGUUCUCUUGCUGUCAUAACAAGCAUCUAAAGCUGCAGCCCCCACGAAGGAGACUCGAGUCUUGGACUGAUGACUGGAGGGCAAUACUGGAGAGCAAGCGCUCCAAGUGAUGGCUGAAGAAAGGGGCGUGUAUUUCAACAGGCAGUGAAAGUGACCCCAAACACCAGCUGGUCAUUAAACCCCACUGGAACAAAGCAAGAUGCCCACCCACUGAGCUGGCCCAGACGGAAAUAGAUUUCCUGUUUGCAAGAGAAGAGUGUUUUGUCCUAAUUAAACAUCAGCAAUGCGAGUUGUAAA
This is a messenger RNA of Zootoca vivipara (common lizard), 2718 nucleotides long. RefSeq names its product 5', 3'-nucleotidase, cytosolic (gene NT5C). Gene Ontology annotation, cellular component: mitochondrion. Gene Ontology annotation, molecular function: 5'-nucleotidase activity. Lineage: Eukaryota; Metazoa; Chordata; Lepidosauria; Squamata; Lacertidae. Gene Ontology annotation, biological process: pyrimidine deoxyribonucleotide catabolic process. The record is from RefSeq and is a predicted model, not a curated record.